AUGGCGACGCGCGACGACGCGAGCGCGACGUCGGUGUGGGAGGAAAUCACCGCCAUGGCGAGCGAAGACGGCGUCGUGGAUCUCGGUCAGGGAUGGCCGGAUUUCGGCGCGUCGAUCGCCGCGCGCGAGGGCGCGGCGAGGGCGAUGCUGGGGGACGGCGUCAGGGCGAAUCAGUACGCGCCGGUUCGCGGCGACGCGCGAAUGGUCGCGGCGUUGAUUCGGUAUUACGCCGCGACGGGAUUCGAUGUUGGACGGUGUGAGCGCGGAACGGUGGCGCGCGAGGAGUGCGUGGUGGUGACGGCGAGCGCGACGGAGGCGAUUUACGGCGCGUUCCAAGCGGCGACGCGCGGUGGCGGCGACGGGACGUCGAGACGGGAAAUCGUCUUCGUGGAGCCGUUCUUUCCGUGGUAUAAGGCCAUCGCGGACGAUGUAGGGGCAGUUUCUGUGGUCGUUCGCGCGCGCGCGGAAGAUGGGUUUCGCGUCGACGUCGACGCCGUGCGCGCGGCGUGUUCGCGCGAUCGAACGGCGUUGCUCGUCAUGUGCUCUCCGCACAAUCCCACCGGACACGUGAUGACGCAGGACGAGCUUUUGGGCAUAGCGGCGCUGGCCGAGGACUUAGAUUUGACCGUAUUGAGCGACGAAGUGUACGAGCGGUCGGUGUUCGGCGGUCGCGCGUUCACGCGCCUCGCCACCGUGGGCGACAUGAGCGCGCGCACCGUCACGAUUGGUUCGGCGAGCAAGCUUUUAAACUUGACGGGCUGGCGCGUCGGCUGGGCCGUGGGGCCGAAACGUCUCGUCGACCCAAUCAAAUCGGCGCACAGUUUGAUGUCAUACACCGCGCCGAACCCUCUACAGAUUGGCGUCGCCGAGGCGCUCGAGGAGAUUUCGCGAAGCGCCGACGGCGCCGUCUCCAGCGACGAAAACGCCGCCGUCAUGUUCGAAAACGCCAACGCGCUCGAGCGCGCCCUCUCCGACGUCGGCCUCAGCUGUUUCUCUCCUCCGGGCGGAUACUUCUUGGUCUGCGACGUCGGAAAAACCGGUUUUUCCGACAUGGAAUUUUGUCGAGAGCUCGCCGCUCGCGCCAAGGUGUGCGCCGUCCCCAUGUCCGUCUUCUUCCUCCCCUCCCCGACCGGCGACGUCCCGCGCCAUCUCGUUCGUUUCGCCAUCUGCAAAGUCCCAUCCACCGUCCUCGAGGCGUGCGCGCGCAUUCGCGAGCACGCGCCGUACGUAGCGCCGUAG
Molecule: messenger RNA, 1239 nt
Organism: Ostreococcus lucimarinus CCE9901
Lineage: Eukaryota; Viridiplantae; Chlorophyta; Mamiellophyceae; Mamiellales; Bathycoccaceae
Exons: 1
Coding region: 1-1239 (412 amino acids)
Biological process (GO): biosynthetic process
Cellular component (GO): cytoplasm; mitochondrion
Molecular function (GO): pyridoxal phosphate binding; L-kynurenine:2-oxoglutarate transaminase activity
Source: RefSeq, a predicted model, not a curated record